UGUGACUCUUUUCCUCCAAGGGUAGGCGCGGUGAUGAAAGGCUUCGCGCGUGCGCUUUGAGUGCGUGAGGCGACGCUGCGCUUCUUUUAUUUCCAGGCCCGGUCCCGGAUCCAGAGUGGUGGGCAACUGAAGAUCGAGAGCCCCCACCAUCAUGUCGCGGUUUUUUACUACUGGCUCAGACAGUGAGUCAGAGUCAUCACUCUCUGGAGAUGAGUUGGUGGCCAAACCUGUUGGAGGCAACUAUGGGAAACAGCCUCUAUUGCUGAGUGAAGAUGAGGAAGAUACAAAGAGAGUUGUACGCAGUGCAAAGGACAAAAGGUUUGAAGAACUUACCAACUUAAUCAAAACAAUCCGGAAUGCCAUGAAGAUCCGGGAUGUCACCAAAUGCCUGGAGGAAUUUGAAUUGCUGGGCAAGGCUUAUGGGAAAGCCAAAAGCAUUGUCGACAAGGAAGGGGUGCCCCGCUUCUACAUCCGUAUCCUAGCAGAUCUUGAGGAUUAUCUCAAUGAGCUGUGGGAGGACAAAGAAGGCAAAAAGAAGAUGAACAAGAACAAUGCCAAAGCCCUGAGCACCCUCCGUCAGAAGAUCCGAAAGUACAACCGGGAUUAUGAGACCCAGAUCACAGGCUAUCGCCAGAACCCUGAGCAGUCAGCUGAUGAAGAUGAGGACAAGAAAAGUGAUGAUUCAGAGGGAUCCUCCUCUUCAGAUGAUGAUGAUGAUGAAGGAAUGAGUGCUGCCGCUUUCCUGAAGAAAAAGGAAGGGGCAAUUGAGGGACGUGGCAAGUUCCUCAAAAAGGUGGAGCAGGAUGAAGAUGAGGAAGAGGAGGACUCUGAUGAUGACGAAGACUGGGGCUCAUCAGGUUCAGAAUCAGAUUCGGAGUCAGAUGAAGAUGAGGGCAAAUACACGUCCUUGGCCUCGAAAUUUCUUAAGAAACCUGGCACUGAAGAAGAAAAAAGGGUCAUGGAGAAGAAACGAGAAGAGAAGGCAAAGAAGAAGCAGGACCGCAAGUCCAAGAGAUACGAAGAUGAUGAAGAAGACAACGAGGGCGGCGAGUGGGAGAAGGUCAAGGGUGGUGUCCCGCUGGUCAAGGAAAAACCCAAGAUGUUCACUAAAGGCACAGAGAUCAACCACGCUGUGGUCGUGAAGAAGCUGAAUGAGAUCUUGCAGGCCCGUGGAAAGAAGGGCACGGAUCGGGCAGCACAGAUUGAUCUUCUGCAGCUUCUGGUUGGAAUUGCGGCAGAGAACAAUUUGGGUGUUGCCAUGGAUGUCAAAAUCAAGUUCAACAUUGUUGCUUCGUUGUAUGAUUAUAACCCCAAUCUGGCUACAUACAUGAAGCCAGAGAUGUGGCAGAAAUGCCUGGAAUGCAUUGAUGAGCUUCUGGACAUCCUCUUUGCUCAGCCCAACAUUUUCAUUGGUGAGAACAUUGCGGAGGACUCUGAGAACCUGUCCAACAGCGAACAGCCCUACCGCAUACGUGGUUGCAUCCUGACCCUCGUGGAACGGAUGGAUGAGGAGUUCACCAAGAUCAUGCAGAACACAGAUCCCCAUUCCCAAGAGUAUGUGGACCACUUGAAGGAUGAGGGCCGAGUAUGCAAAAUCAUCAACCGAGUACAGACCUACCUGCAGGACAAGGGGACCACAGAGGAGAUCUGCCGUAUCUACUUGCGCUGCAUCCUCCACACCUACUAUAAGUUUGACUACAAGGCUCACCAGCGCCAGCAGGGGCCAGCAGGAGACAGCAAGUCUGAGCAAGACCAAGCAGAGAAUGAAGCUGAGGACUCAGCGGUGCUGAUGGAGCGUCUCUGCAAGUUCAUCUAUGCCAGGGACCGGACAGACAGAAUCCGAACCUGCGCCAUCCUCUGCCACAUCUACCACCAUGCCUUGCAUGACCGCUGGUACCAGGCUCGAGAUCUGAUGCUGAUGAGUCACCUGCAGGACAACAUCCAGCACGCAGAUCCUCCAGUGCAGAUUCUAUAUAACCGGACGAUGGUGCAGCUAGGAAUCUGUGCUUUCCGCCAGGGCAUGAUUAAGGACGCCCACAAUGCCCUCCUGGACAUCCAGUCAAGUGGGCGAGCCAAGGAGCUGCUAGGGCAGGGCCUGCUCAUGCGCAGCAUGCAGGAGCGCAACCAGGAGCAGGAAAAGAUCGAGAAGCGCCGCCAGGUCCCCUUCCACAUGCACAUCAACCUGGAGCUUCUGGAGUGUGUCUACCUGGUGUCCGCCAUGUUGUUGGAAAUCCCCUACAUGGCUGCCCAUGAAUUUGAUGCCCGUCGGCGCAUGAUCAGCAAGCAGUUCCACCAUCAGCUUCGUGUAGGCGAGCGCCAGCCACUACUUGGCCCUCCGGAAUCAAUGAGGGAGCACGUGGUAGCAGCAUCCAAAGCUAUGAAGAUGGGUGACUGGAAAACCUGUCACCGUUUCAUUGUCAAUGAAAAAAUGAACGGGAAAGUCUGGGAUCUGUUCCCGGAGGCUGACAAAGUCCGCGGCAUGCUUGUCCGGAAGAUCCAGGAGGAGUCUCUCCGGACCUAUCUUUUCACUUACAGCAGUGUCUAUGACUCCAUCAGCAUGGAGAUAUUGUCUGAUAUGUUUGAGCUGGACCUGCCCACAGUGCACAGUAUCAUUAGCAAGAUGAUCAUCAAUGAAGAACUCAUGGCCUCCUUAGACCAGCCAACCCAGACGGUCGUGAUGCAUCGGACGGAGCCCACAGCCCAGCAGAACCUGGCGCUUCAGCUGGCCGAGAAGCUGGGCAGCCUGGUGGAAAACAACGAGAGGGUCUUUGACCAGAAACAAGGCACCUACGGGGGUUACUUCCGGGACCAGAAGGAUGGCUAUCGUAAGAACGAAGGAGGCUACUUGCGGCGUGGAGGGUAUCGACAGCAAGAGCGACAGAGUAACUAUUGACCCUCACUGCUGUAUUUGGAGCUUUCUCAUAGGGAGGUUGUCUUAUUCCAGUUACCAUGUUUCCAACCCACUGAAUAAAGAUUUUGUUGGAACCCUGA
Messenger RNA from Pogona vitticeps (central bearded dragon), 2991 nucleotides. Its product is annotated as eukaryotic translation initiation factor 3 subunit C. Gene Ontology annotation, cellular component: eukaryotic translation initiation factor 3 complex. Gene Ontology annotation, molecular function: translation initiation factor activity; RNA binding; translation initiation factor binding. The record is from RefSeq and is a predicted model, not a curated record. Gene Ontology annotation, biological process: translational initiation. NCBI's taxonomy places the organism in Eukaryota, Metazoa, Chordata, Lepidosauria, Squamata, Agamidae.